CUUUCUAAUUUCAUCAUCUUUUUCUUUUUCUGAACUAGUACUCGUGUUUAUAUUAAUUCAACAAAAAGCUUAAAAACUCAUGAAUAGUUAGCUAAUUUGAAUAUAAAGACUAUAAAGCCGACAAUAUAUAUUAUGUAUCCUGUCGUAAAGUGGACCUCCUAACUCCACGCGGUCAUCGGCCUGCGAAUAAAAUAGUCCAUAUGCAUAAACUUCGAAUCGAUUCGGAUAAUAGAUCUCAGUUAAAUGAGACACGUUCUGUCACUAGUUUAUAAGUGUAGUGUAUUUAGUAAACAAGUCACAGUCUUCAGUAAUCAUUUACGUCUUUCACACAGUCAGCAGUGGGGCAGCAAUAAGCUUCAUCGAAAGAUUAAAAUACCGAAUCCUUUUCGAGAAAUCAUUAUGGCCGAUCCUAAGAUUGAAGAAAUCCUCGCUCCUUUGAGAGCUAAUGUGAAAGAACAAGGCGAUUUGGUUAGAAAACUUAAAGAAGAAAAAGCACCCGAAAUUGAUAUAAAGAAGGCAGUCGCUGAAUUAAAAACUAGGAAGAAGAUAUUAGAAGACAAAGAGCUGAGCCUCGCACCCGCGGAAGAUUUGUUUGACCGUGCUAAAAUGGAAGAUCUAAUUAAAAGGCGCUUUUUCUAUGACCAGUCUUUUGCUAUAUAUGGUGGAAUUACUGGCCAGUUUGAUUUUGGUCCUAUGGGAUGUGCACUUAAGAGUAACAUGAUCCACUUAUGGAAGAAGUUUUUUAUUCUUCAGGAACAAAUGUUAGAGGUAGAAUGCUCAAUUCUUACUCCAGAACCUGUACUCAAAGCCUCAGGUCAUGUGGAGAGAUUUGCAGACUUGAUGACCAAGGAUAUUAAAACAGGUGAGUGCUUCCGGCUUGACCAUUUAAUUAAAGGACACCUUGAAAAAAUCAAAUCUGAUAAGAACACCAAAAUUGAAUUGAAGGCAGAGAUUGAAGAUAUUCUUAUAAAACUAGAUGGAAUGAAUGCUGACGAGAUGUCAGCCUUGAUGAAAAGAUUUGAAAUGAAAUCACCUAUUAGUGGAAAUGAUUUAACUCCUCCAAUAGAAUUUAACCUAAUGUUUAACACACAAAUAGGCCCAUCAGGCUUAGUAAAAGGUUUUCUAAGGCCCGAAACAGCUCAAGGCAUUUUUGUUAACUUCAAACGUCUUUUAGAGUUCAAUCAAGGACGUUUACCAUUUGCAGCUGCACAAAUAGGAAAUUCCUUCAGAAAUGAAAUUUCACCUCGAUCAGGUCUCCUCAGAGUUAGAGAAUUUACUAUGUGUGAAAUUGAGCAUUUUUGUGAUGUUAAAGAGCAUCCAAAGUUUGAAUCUGUAAAAAACACUCAGAUGCUAUUGUAUUCUGCUGAUAAUCAGGAACAAGGUAAACCUGCAGAGCUAACAACCAUUGGAGAUGCUGUAUCGAAAGGCAUUGUUAAUAAUGAAACACUUGGGUAUUUCAUGGCAAGAAUUCACAUGUAUAUGUUGGCUGUUGGUAUUGAUCCUAAGAGACUGAGAUUCAGACAGCACAUGGGCAAUGAAAUGGCUCACUAUGCAUGUGACUGUUGGGAUGCAGAGUGUCUGAGUAGCUAUGGCUGGAUCGAGUGUGUUGGAUGUGCUGAUAGAUCAGCUUAUGAUUUAACACAACACACAAAAGCUACUGGAAUCAGAUUGGCUGCAGAAAAGAAACUUCCAGCUCCAAAACAGAUAGAAGUUGUUGAAGCCAUUGCCAACAAGGCAGCCAUUGGAAAGGCAUUUAAAAAAGAUUCCCAAGCCAUUAAUGAUACUUUGGCUACAUUAGACAACGCUGCUUUAGAAGAGAUGCAAAAAGAACUUGACAGUAAUGGUGAAUACACGCUUAUUACUGCUAGAGGAGAAUUCAAACUAACUCCCAGCCUUGUGAAUGUUAAGAAGACUCAAAAAACAAUUCAUGUAGAGGAAAUUAUACCAAGUGUCAUUGAACCUUCAUUUGGUGUUGGUAGAAUUUUAUACUGCAUUUUAGAACAUAACUUUAGGAUGAGGGAGGGAGAUGAACAAAGAACAUAUUUUUCACUUCCACCAACAGUUGCUCCCAUGAAAUGUGUUGUUCUACCCUUGAGUGGUAAUGCAGAAUUCCAGCCAUUCGUAAGAGAUCUUUCUCAAGAGCUGAUCACAGUUGAUGUUUCUCAUAAGGUUGAUGACUCCUCAGGUUCAAUCGGCCGUCGUUAUGCCAGAACUGAUGAACUGGGAGUGCCUUAUGCCGUGACUGUCGAUUUUGAUACAAUUAAAGAACCCCACACAGUCACCCUUAGAGAAAGGGAUAGUAUGAGGCAAGUAAGAUUGCCCAUGGCAGAUGUUCCCACAGUUGUAAGGGAUUUAUCUAAUAGCAAAAUAUUGUGGUCUGAUGUUGAGCAGAAAUAUCCUAAGUUUGAACAACAAGAAACUGUGAAAGGUACAUCUGUGUAACUGACGCAAGUUUGCACAGCUGCUUUUGUAGAUUUAUCAUUAUUCUCCAUUGAUUGUAUUUAUUGUUAGCUUGUGCUACCCAUUAUAAACAGAUAAGAAGAUUACAAUAAAUUAAAUAAAUUUUGCUGUAA
Molecule: messenger RNA, 2573 nt
Organism: Bombyx mori (domestic silkworm)
Lineage: Eukaryota; Metazoa; Arthropoda; Insecta; Lepidoptera; Bombycidae
Gene: GlyRS
Product: glycyl-tRNA synthetase
Biological process (GO): mitochondrial glycyl-tRNA aminoacylation
Cellular component (GO): cytoplasm; mitochondrion
Molecular function (GO): glycine-tRNA ligase activity; ATP binding
Source: RefSeq, marked provisional